Molecule: messenger RNA, 1407 nt
Organism: Suillus discolor
Lineage: Eukaryota; Fungi; Basidiomycota; Agaricomycetes; Boletales; Suillaceae
Exons: 5
Coding region: 1-1407 (468 amino acids)
Source: RefSeq, a predicted model, not a curated record
AUGACCGUCGGCCUCCUGUAUGACAUUGGCUGUCAACUUCAUCGAAGUUGUGUCAAGUAUCAACUCCUUGAUGACACCAUUCUUCGCCGGUUGACAUUUGCAAUAUCAGUUUUUCACGCUUAUGGCCACCAAUGGCGUGUCAAAUUAUAUACCACCCUUGUAAGUGUGAAGGCUUUGGCCUUUCGGAUGGAGAAGUUUAAUCAGCGACUUUUUGUCCUCGACACUCAAGUCCGGCAUCUGAAUAACAAGAACCUUGUUUCGUGUGGCAACUGGUUGAGCCGGAGGUGGAAUAACUGCGUCAAGAGGAAGACUAAUGCAAUGCAAGCUCUGCGUGAGCUUUCAGUGGAUGAGACCUAUGUCCGUCAGGAGUGGAAAUCACAAGUCGAUCAUCAGACGAGACCCCUGCCUCGAAAUGUUGACCAUCUUGCUGACUACAAUCUUCGUCUCGUUGAAGAACGUGCUCACCAGUCAAGACUCGCAGACGCUUUGAGCCGCUGGAAGACAAGGCUUGGCAUCAGUCAGCACACCCGUUUGGACCAACUACGUCGCAACAUAUAUCUACAAGUCCGUUUGGAUGCUCAAGCUCUUAAGACGUGUAUCCGCGAACGACUUCGACAGCGCAAGUUCGAAAUUGAGAAGCUUGAACGCUCAUAUAGGCAAGCAGUGAACAAGCACAAGCUUAAUUCUCAUGUCGAUGCCGCAAUCCAGUGGCGCAAUCCGACGAUACGAAAGCUCGUUUAUUUAUACAACAGCCUAUGUGCUGAUCUCGGUGCUCUAAUCAGACAACGCUGCAGUCCUCCCAAUGCCAUACCACCCAACCCUAUCUCUCCUAUUGGUAUUUUCAAUCUUGAUGUUGAUGCUGACAUUUGGCAGGACAUCGGACUGGAUGAUGUCAUGCCGGAGCCCCCAGAUUGGUUAGCCGACGAGGUCACUCGUGCUGCGAUCAAACUGGUGCUUGAGAUUGACCGGUGCAACAAAGAAGAGUCUCACGUGAAGGUUGAGCGCUGCGCCCUGCAGGAGUGGGCCAUUGUUGAGUGGGAUGCUCUACAAAGGGCUCGUGCACAUGCAAGUGAUGAUGAAGUAAUCCUCUAUCACAUUGAUAAUCGUGCUCAACAGUUCAUUGGGCUUGUACUUGGCUGGCAGACGAAGGUUCGUCCUAUUCCGUGCGCGUGGCCUAUGCCUGAUCGCUGGGGGCCGUCACAUGCUGAACUUGCUAAUGGGACACAUGUGUACUCUAAUGACCAUGAUGAUGAAGAUGAUGUAGGGGAUGAUCGAGAUGAUUGGGAAUCUGACAUUGGCUGUGGUGAUGAGGAGCUUAUGGAUGUUUUAGAAGAUAUUGCAUUAGCAGAUCAGUAUAUGGGUGAAGAGGUAGAUGAUAUCGAGGAUAGCUGUGUAGUUGAUGACUGA